Molecule: messenger RNA, 1608 nt
Organism: Scheffersomyces amazonensis
Lineage: Eukaryota; Fungi; Ascomycota; Pichiomycetes; Serinales; Debaryomycetaceae
Gene: GWT1
Product: glucosaminyl-phosphotidylinositol O-acyltransferase
Exons: 1
Coding region: 96-1589 (497 amino acids)
Biological process (GO): GPI anchor biosynthetic process; protein localization to plasma membrane
Cellular component (GO): membrane; endoplasmic reticulum
Molecular function (GO): glucosaminyl-phosphatidylinositol O-acyltransferase activity
Source: RefSeq, a predicted model, not a curated record
CAACAAUUGAAAAUUAAAAGAAAUUUAUAAAGUGUUGGGAAUUGUCUGGCUUAUAUCAUAAGUAGAUAGUAGAUUUUAUAGUGGAUAGUCUAAAAAUGGCAACACUUAAAGAACAGAAAGAAUUAUUUGUGUCUGAUCUUACCGGUGGUACUAUUGGAGAAAUCUAUGCAGUAACUACUGUAGCCUUAACUUCAUACCUUUCAUUAUAUUUAAUUAAAAGUUCAGUAACAUCUCAAGUAUCAAUAACAUUUUUAAAUGAUUAUGUAUUAAGUUGUUUAACUAUCCUUGCAUCAAUUACUAUAUAUAGUAGUAAUAUAACUUACCUUCAUACAUUAAUUAUAACUCCUGGUAUCUUAGCUUAUAUAAUCUCGAGUAUUUCGCAACAUCAAUCAUCAUCAACUAAAUCAAAGCAAAAGCAUUCAAAUAGUAAUAGUAAUAGUAAUAGUAAUAGUACUACUACUAAUAAUAAUGACAAACAAUUAGAUCUCUUACCUAAAAAGGCAUUCAUAACUGCUUAUAGAGCUCAUAUGCUUAUUAUCACCAAUUUAGCUAUAUUGGCUGUUGAUUUUAAUAUAUUUCCUCGAAGAUUUGCCAAAGUUGAAACAUGGGGAACUUCACUUAUGGAUUUAGGAGUUGGAUCAUUUGUAUUUUCAAUGGGGUUAGUUAAUUCUAGAUCACUAAUGAAACAAGAAUCUUAUAAAUUUUCAUGGAAUUCUUAUUUAUCCAUAGUUAAACGAAGUAUUAUAAAAUCAAUUCCAAUUCUUUUUCUUGGUAUUGCCCGUCUAGUUAGUGUUAAACUGUUAGAAUAUCAAGAACAUGUAUCUGAGUAUGGUAUACAUUGGAAUUUUUUUAUUACUUUAGGAUUCCUUCCUAUUUUAUUAGGAAUUCUUGAUCCUAUACUUAAUUUAUUCCCUCGAGCAAUAGUAGCCUUUGUUAUUGCAGGAACCUAUGAAGUCAUACUUCAAAAUACAAAUCUUUUACAUUAUAUCUUAACUUCUGAAAAUAGAUUAAAUAAUAUUAUAACCAUGAAUAAGGAAGGUAUAUUUUCAUUCAUAGGUUACUUUAGUAUCUUUGUGUUUGGACAAUCAUUCGGUCCAUCAAUAUUAACAGGAUAUAAGACAGUAGGAAAUUUAUUAUAUCCAUCUCGUACUAAACCAAUAAAGCAACAUCAAAAAUCAUGGACUACAGUAGAUACUACUACUGCGUUGAUUAUUUUCUCAAUAUUUUAUCAAUUAGCAUCAACAUAUUUCAUCAAUGUUUUCUAUACUACUGCAAUAUCAAGACGUUUAGCUAAUUUCAACUAUGUAUUAUGGGUAGUAGCAUAUAAUGCAAGUUUAUUAUUAGGUUAUAAUGUUAUUGAAAGGUUAUUUCCAAGAAUUACAUCUACAAGUUAUUUAUUGGAAUCUACUAAUAAUAACGGAUUACUCUUAUUUUUAAUUUCCAAUUUACUUACUGGUUUCAUUAAUAUGACAAUCAAUACUUUAGAGACUAACACUUACAUCUCAUUUGGUAUAUUGAUUUUAUAUUCGUUGGUUAUAAGCUACAUUGCUGUUGAAUUGAAUAAGAGGCAUAUAUAUAUAAAAUUAUAGAAGUUGACAUAAAAUAAAU